AUGUAUUUUCUAUGGCCGCUCGUUACCUUACUGUUAACGCACGACUUCCUCGUUACCGCGCUGUCUCCCCUGGGGCCCAGAGAUGGAUUAUGUGGGAAGGCAUUCCCUCACCUCAAAUCCGAGAAGCUGACCGUAGACGAUAAAUGGAACUUGGAUGAGGUGAUAUGGGGCAUUGAUGGGAUACAGAAGACUGAAUAUGGCAGGACAGCUGGCUUUGACCCCAAUCACAGCGGAGAAAGCAGCAUUUCUACUCCCCCCCUCCCUAGUCUCGUGAAUUACAGCACCGACAUCCUUCCUGUGGCUGUGGAAGGGUCGCCUUUCGAUCAAUUCCACGUUACCGCUACUUUGAGAUAUCCGUGGUCUACGAUAGGGCGGAUAUUUUUUCGGCGAUUCAGAGGGGAUAAGGGGGGCUGGUGCACGGGUACACUGGUCGGAAAGAACCUGUUACUUACUGCAAGCCACUGUUUCCCGUGGAACUACAGCCCCAGAAGGUGGAUGCGGUUUGUACCUGGAUUUGGCCAUGGCAAGAGACACGCGGAGCCCUUUGGCAGCUCGUACAUCUCGCAGUGUCGUGGGGUGAAGAACACGCUCAACGUUACUGGGAUAGACUACGUUAUUUGUAGGCUGUGUGAGCCCCUGGGCGAACGGGUGGGAUGGAUGGGAACUGCUUGGUGGAAAGAUAUGCAAACAUAUGUUAACCGGUCGUGGCUUAGCUCAGGGUACCCAGUUGAACCUCUCAAGGGCAUGGCGCAGAUGCUGGUUACGAAUCUGACUCUUGACGGUAUUGAUCCCCAUGGAGAGAUUGGAGUAGAGCUGGAAUCGAAGGUGUUUGCGUCGCCUGGGUGGUCAGGUGGCCCCCUGUGGGGUUAUAUUGACGGACAGCCUACGAUCGUUGGUGUUUGUAGUGGUGGAGAGCGAAGCUGCAGUGAGCAGCCGGGCGGUUGCUUUAUGGCAAACAGGUCCGACCCUUACCACGAUGUAUCCGCUGGCGGCAAACUCAUGACCGAACUUGUUCGCUAUGGGAAAACGCAUUGGUAG
Messenger RNA from Microsporum canis CBS 113480, 1038 nucleotides. RefSeq lists its product as hypothetical. The record is from RefSeq and is a predicted model, not a curated record. Gene Ontology annotation, molecular function: serine-type endopeptidase activity. Bases 1 to 1038 code for a protein of 345 amino acids. NCBI's taxonomy places the organism in Eukaryota, Fungi, Ascomycota, Eurotiomycetes, Onygenales, Arthrodermataceae. The transcript has a single exon. Gene Ontology annotation, biological process: proteolysis.